AUGGGUGUCUUCGAUGUCAUUCGGGGUCGCAAGGACAGCCACAUCGUCGAGGACCUGGGCUACUCGGAGAGCCAUGAGCCCAAGAACCUAGGCGAUGGGCCAGAGACCCCCCCGACGGAUAGCGAUAUCAGACUCAGCUUGGAGGAACGUAAUGAGAGGAAUGUCCAGCUGCAUCCCGACGAGGUCACCAAGGAGGCUCAUCUGGGUGUGCAAAAAGCCGAGGCGUCGGCUAUAGUCUGGACUAAGCCCGCGCUGUUUGGGACUUAUGCUUGGAUCUGGGUUUGUUUCUUCAUGCUGGCCUUCCACUCCUCCAUCAACAGCAACGUCAUCAACAAAGCCUACAGCAGCUUCUCAUCCGCCCCCCAAAUCAGUACCUCCAACAUCCUGUACAGUAUCAUCGGUGGUGUACUGAAACUCCCCAUCGCCAAGACCAUCAACAUCUGGGGUCGUGCUGAGGGUUACCUGGUUUUCCUCGGUGUCUACGUUCUGGGUCUGAUUAUCCUGGCCGCUUGCAACAACCCCGACUCCUACGCCGCCGGUUACGUGCUGUACUGGAUUGGAUACGAUGCCAUUUACCUGAUCCUGCAGAUUUUCGUCGCUGAUACCUCCGGUCUGCGGAACCGUGCUUUUGCGUUCGCCUUUGCUAGCACGCCUUUUAUCUGCACUGCUUUUGUUGGUCCGCGGGCGGCUGAGUCGUUUAUCAACAUGACGAGCUGGCGUUGGGCGUAUGGUGCAUUUACCAUCAUCCAGCCUUUCGUCUUUGCGCCGCUGGCCUUCGUCUUCAAGUACUAUGAGAAAAAGGCAGAGAGAAUGGGUUUGUACAAGCGUGAGCCCAGUGGUCGGACCCUCUCGCAGUCUAUUGUCCACUAUAUCCAUGAAUUCGACAUCAUCGGUGCAUUCCUGUUGAUGGCCGCUUGGGUCCUCCUCCUCCUUCCCUUUGGUCUGCAGCAAUAUGGCCGCUCCACAUACAGCAGCCCUACCUUCAUCGCCAUGAUUGUCGUCGGAUUCUGCCUGAUGUUUGUCUUCGCCGCCUGGGAGAAAUGGGGUACUCGCGUGCACUUCGUCCAAUACGAACUCCUCAAGAAGCGCACCGUUCUUGGCGCCUGCUGUCUCUCCGCCGUCACCUACUUCAGUUUCUACUGCUGGGAUCUGUACUACUACAACUUCUGCCUGGUCGUCUACGACCUCUCCAUCACCCUCGCCGGCUACAUGGGCCAGAUCUACAACGUCGGCUCUUGCUUCUGGGGUGUCGUCUUCGGUCUCUGGGUCCGCUACACCAAGACCUUCAAGAACACCUGUCUCUUCUUCGGUCUUCCCCUCCUCAUCCUAGGUGCCGGUCUCAUGAUUCACUUCCGUGGCCAAGGUGACCACAGCGACAUCGGCUACGUGAUCAUGUCCCAGAUCUUCAUCGCUUUCGGCGGCGGCACCCUCGUCAUCGGCGCCGACAUGGCCGUCAUGGCCUCCGCCGACCGCGAAGGUGUCCCCAUGAUGCUCGCGCUACUGGGUCUCUUCAACAGCCUUGGCGGCUCUGUUGGCUACGCUGUCGCCGCCGCCAUCUACGCCAACACCUUCCCCGGCGCACUGCUCUCGAACCUCCCCGAGUCCACCAAGUCCAAGUUCAACGACCUCUACACGACCGGUUACACCGAGCAGAUGAAGUACCCGCCUGGCGAUCCUACACGUGAAGCCGCGAACCUGGCCUGGAGUACGAGUCAGUACUACGGAGCUAUCGCUGCGACGGCGUUCUUAGGACUCGCGAUUCCUUGUAUCGCGGUGUGGAAGAACUACCGUGUUGACAAGAAGCAGAACAAGGGUGUUGUUAUUUAA
Messenger RNA from Aspergillus ruber CBS 135680, 1827 nucleotides. RefSeq names its product putative siderochrome-iron transporter (gene sit2). Lineage: Eukaryota; Fungi; Ascomycota; Eurotiomycetes; Eurotiales; Aspergillaceae. Gene Ontology annotation, biological process: transmembrane transport. Gene Ontology annotation, molecular function: transmembrane transporter activity. The transcript has 3 exons. The record is from RefSeq and is a predicted model, not a curated record. The coding region runs from base 1 to 1827 and encodes 608 amino acids.